AUGUCCAAGGCGCGCUAUUCAAUGGGUAAUAAAGCUGUUACUGCCUUGCAGUAUCCGUCAGACAUGGAAGCCAUUACACGUGUCGUAAUCGAUCCAUCGAAAGAUUCAAAUUAUGAAGAAUUUCGAGUACUACGUUCCAAUAUAUCCGAUAGAAUAGACGAUAAAAAAACGAAGAACGGUGAAGAGAUAAAAUCAACAGUACGUCGACGUAAAGGGGAAUCGGGUGAUAAGACAACCGUGGAUAAGUUAGCACAAGACUUAGAUAAAAUGAAAAUGAGUAAAAAAGAAGAAAAAGCAAAUCAAAUUGGUAAUCCACUGAACUGGUUUGGUGUUCUUGUUCCUCCAUGCUUGAGGAGCGCCCAAAAAGACUUUGAAAAAGCCAUCAAUAUAUGUGUUGAAAUGGCUUCUCUUCAACAAGAAAUACAUUGGCUCAUAGACAACUUUAGGUCUACUAGAUCUCAGGCUGAAUGUAAUUUAGAUAAUAAUGAGUUAGCUGAUGUGACAACCGAAAAAUUACAAGAAAAUGAAGAAAAUACCACCACCCCACAAGAGAUCGGCUGCAAUACAUAG
This is a messenger RNA of Trichoplax adhaerens, 570 nucleotides long. RefSeq lists its product as uncharacterized. Gene Ontology annotation, biological process: vacuolar proton-transporting V-type ATPase complex assembly. The transcript has 3 exons. NCBI's taxonomy places the organism in Eukaryota, Metazoa, Placozoa, Uniplacotomia, Trichoplacea, Trichoplacidae. Bases 1 to 570 code for a protein of 189 amino acids. Gene Ontology annotation, cellular component: extrinsic component of endoplasmic reticulum membrane. The record is from RefSeq and is a predicted model, not a curated record.